GCUGUGCCGCGCUCCUUGCUGUGUGGAGAGGGCUUGACGCUGGUGCUGCCUGAUACCGCUGCCGCCGGUUUUUUCCUUUUUUUUUUAAGCUACCCCCUUCCUUUAUUCGACUCAUUCCCGCCAUCAUGGUCAACCCGGUCGUGUUUUUCGACGUCUGCGCCGACGGCGAGCCCUUGGGGCGCGUCACCUUCGAGCUAUUUGCAGACACUGUUCCAAAGACAGCAGAGAAUUUCCGUGCCUUGAGCACUGGGGAGAAAGGUUUUGGUUACAAGGGGUCCUGCUUCCACAGAAUCAUUCCUGGGUUCAUGUGCCAGGGUGGUGACUUUACUCGUCAUAAUGGAACAGGUGGUAAAUCAAUUUACGGUGAGAAGUUUGCUGAUGAGAACUUCGUCCUCAAGCACACAGGUGCUGGCAUCUUGUCUAUGGCAAAUGCUGGUCCCAAUACAAAUGGGUCUCAGUUCUUCAUCUGCACUGCCAAAACUGACUGGUUGGAUGGGAAACAUGUGGUCUUUGGCAAAGUCAAAGAUGGAAUGAAUAUUGUGGAAGCAAUGGAGCGCUUUGGGUCAAGGAACGGCAAGACAAGCAAGAAGAUCACCAUCUCUGACUGUGGGCAGCUGUCAUAAAAUUCCUUUGUCUUAACAAUCAACCAUUCCUUCUGUAGCUGGGGUUAGUCCCCUGUAAUCCUUGUGCUCCUGACUUACUGCUGCUUUUCUAUUGGGUUUCAAUUUCUGCUCCCUCACAAGUCCAGCUGGACUGAAGACAACUUUGUUUGCAAAGUGAAAUAAAACAAGUUAAACCACA
Molecule: messenger RNA, 801 nt
Organism: Podarcis raffonei (Aeolian wall lizard)
Lineage: Eukaryota; Metazoa; Chordata; Lepidosauria; Squamata; Lacertidae
Gene: PPIA
Product: peptidylprolyl isomerase A
Exons: 5
Coding region: 126-623 (165 amino acids)
Biological process (GO): protein folding; protein peptidyl-prolyl isomerization
Molecular function (GO): peptidyl-prolyl cis-trans isomerase activity
Source: RefSeq, a predicted model, not a curated record